This is a messenger RNA of Rattus rattus (black rat), 464 nucleotides long. RefSeq names its product C-type lectin domain family 4 member A-like. Gene Ontology annotation, cellular component: external side of plasma membrane. Lineage: Eukaryota; Metazoa; Chordata; Mammalia; Rodentia; Muridae. Gene Ontology annotation, biological process: antifungal innate immune response. The record is from RefSeq and is a predicted model, not a curated record. Gene Ontology annotation, molecular function: carbohydrate binding. Bases 107 to 406 code for a protein of 99 amino acids. The transcript has 3 exons.
AGUCUGGAGCUGUUGUCCAAAGGAUUGGAAGCCAUUUGGCUCCCACUGCUACUUUACAACUGACUUCCUGGCAACUUGGAAUGAGAGUAAGGAGAAAUGCUCCCACAUGGGUGCUCAUCUGUUGGUGAUCCACAGCCAGGAAGAGCAGGAUUUCAUCAACGGGAUCCUGGACACUCGUUGGGGUUAUUUUACAGGACUUUCAGAUCAAGGCCAGAAUCAAUGGCAAUGGAUUGAUCAGACACCAUACAAUGAGAGUGUCACAUUCUGGCAUGAAGAUGAGCCCAACAAUGACUAUGAAAAAUGCGUUGAAAUAAACCAUCAUAAGGAUAUUGGAUGGGGCUGGAAUGAUAUCGUUUGCACUAGUAAACAUAAGUCAAUUUGUCAGGUAAAGAAAAUAUACUUAUGACUUACAUGUCCUCCAUGGCUGUGGGAUUGCAUUGUGAUCUACCAGUACACAGAUAUCU